Besnoitia besnoiti is the source of this 6039-nucleotide messenger RNA. RefSeq names its product XPG N-terminal domain-containing protein. Gene Ontology annotation, molecular function: DNA endonuclease activity; single-stranded DNA binding. The record is from RefSeq and is a predicted model, not a curated record. Gene Ontology annotation, cellular component: nucleus. The transcript has 11 exons. Lineage: Eukaryota; Apicomplexa; Conoidasida; Eucoccidiorida; Sarcocystidae. Gene Ontology annotation, biological process: nucleotide-excision repair. Bases 1 to 6039 code for a protein of 2012 amino acids.
AUGGGAGUCAAGGGGCUGUGGGACCUUCUUGCGCCGGCAGGCCGCCGGGUUCCUGCCGGAAACUUGAAAGGAAAAGUGGCGGCCGUCGAUGCAGCCAUAUGGCUCGUUCAGUUCCUGCACGCGAUGAAACGCCCCGAUGGGUCGCCGAUGCCCGCUGCUCACUUGGUCGGCUUCUUCAAUCGCCUAUGCAGAUUGCUUUUCUUCCAGAUUCGCCCCAUCAUCGUCUUUGACGGCCCGCCUCCGUAUCUAAAACGCCAGACUUUGCUAGCAAGGAAGCGACAGAGGCAGCAGCAGGAAAAGAAUCUCCGCUCGGUUGUGGCGCGGCUCCUUCUGAAUCAAUUGAAGGAAAAGCGACGCCAGGAGCAGGAAGGGUCGACGCCCCAUGAGCCAUCCGCCGCUCAGGCCCCCCUUCCGGAGGACGCCGUGACCAUACCAGACUCUUCUAAGUCGCCGUCCGUAUCCCUGGUGCCGUCGACGACGCCUACGCCUCCACAAGAGGCUUCGUCGUCCGCUUCCGGUGCUCCUGCAGUGGCUUCAACCGGUUCCGGCGGUUCCUCCGCUACUGCCCUCGUGUCCGUUCCUUCUUCGUCAUCUGGGCGUUCUGUUGGAACGAGGGGCGACGACGCGCGCGGAGACGAAGAGGGGACUUUGGCGGGGGCGUUGUUCACGAGCAGUGAUGAAGGCGAUCCAGCUAGCGGAGCGGCCAGGAGGCGGGGGCAUAGGCCCGCGCACUCGGCGCGAACGUGCAAGGCGAUUCGCGUGCGCAGAGCGUCUUCUCACUCGGAGGCCUCCAGCGCGUCCUCUGUGGACAUUGAGGUGGAGGCAGAGAGCGACGACGAGGUGUCGGUUGAGGCGGAAAGUCGAGGCAGGUCUCUUGCACGGACGGUGCCAGAGGAACUGCGCGGCUUUCUAAGCUCUCGGCGGCAACUGGGGGAGCUGCCGAUGCCUUCCAUUCUCUCCAUGCCGGCAAGCGCGGCGUCGACGAAGGCCUUCGAGUCUAUGGGGCUCCCCGCGCUCGUCAAGCGGGGACGGGAUGGAGAGGCGCGGAAGGUAGUGCGGCGCGCCGAAGACUUCAAGGCUUAUCGCCUCGAAGACGAUUCCUUCGUCCAGCUGCCGCUCGACGCAGAGAUCGACCAGGAGGUUUUUGACCUUCUUCCACCGAAAGUGCAGUUUCAGAUCCUGACGCAACUGCGCGAUGCGUGGCUGCACGAUAGUCGCGUGAAGGCUCUCCAGGCGAAAAACAACAUUUUUGUUUUCUCGAAUGUCCAGCUGGAGUCCUACAUGCGCAGCGUGCAGGCGAAUCAACACUUGACAAAAGUCAAGAGGCGCUUAGCAGCUGCGCAGCUCGAGGACGGGGAGCCAUCACGUCUUGACGACGAACCCGCCUCCGCAUAUUACACAUCUGCAUCUUCGGCGCCCGCAUCAGGAUUGACCCCCAGCCUGGCGCUUCCGUCGCCGUCACUGCCCGUCUUACCGGGCGGCGGGACAGGUCACGUGGAAGGUCUCAAAGAGGAGGCCUGUAGCCCUGUCAUGUCGCCCGCCUCUCCCGCGAGGGGGCAGUCUGGAUUCCACUCACAGGUUCUCUCUCGCCCGCUCCAUCUUUUCUCCGGAGACGGAGGGCCCGGGGCGGCCUACGGCCCCAGCAGGCAGCCGAUGCUGACUGAGAUGACCUCUCUGUCGGGAGUGCUGUUGGGCGGUAGGCAGGCCGCGCCUCUGUCUGGCGGCCGCGGGUUCCACUCAGGCGACCGUGCGUUUUCCCUCGACGCAGAUCUGCGGAAGCUGUCGCGGCAAAGGGCGUUCAUGAACGACCUCACCCGGACUGCGCGGCCCCUCGAGGCGCCGAAGGAGGCCGCGCUGCUCGCGCCCUCGGAGCUGCUUGCCGCAGCGGCAGCCGCGUGCACCAGUGGCGUGGCUGAAUCGAGGGGCGGCUCGCUGCAAGCCAAGGACGAAAAGGGUCUGUGGCGAAAGCUGAAGGCGGAGGAAGACGAGAGGCGACUUCAAGCGAGCGACAGGCUCACGCGUGAAGGGGGGCGGUGGAAGCCGAAAGAAGGAGACGAAGACGACGACGCGAUCGUCGUCACCGCAUCUGGAGAGAGGCAGCACAUCGCGCUGUUGGACGACGCGGAGAUUUUCGGCGCCGACUUCUUCAGCCCCACUGCCGACUCCUCGGUCGCCGCUGCCGCUUCAACGCACCGUAAAAGCGACGCAAAGCAGGCAGUUCCUCGUCGCAGCCAGGUGGCGGAGGUCACUUCUUUGUUGGAUCAAACUGAAGAUAUGCUAACGCGCCGAGAAGCGAGGGAAAUCAUCUUCGUGGACGCGGAUGAGGAGGCGUCAUCACAGGCGGCAGCGGAGGAGAGCAGCGAGCGGGGACCCACGGCGCCCGCGAGUGAAGAGCAGAAGAGUGAGAUUCUGACGCUCUCGGAUGACGACGGAGAUGAGUUCGCCGACUGCGUGGUCGACACGUGCGACGGGCCGACAAGUCCGGCGCCGGCUGUGAGGCCUCCGUCGGGACCUGAGCUGCGAGAGGGCUCCUCUGUCUGUUCCCCGCUGCGGAGUAGUGUCUCGACCCCGCUGUCGCAGGAGGCGUCCGGGACGGCUGCCGCCCCAGAGUCGCGCGCAACUGCCCUGCCGCCGCCCUCAAGUCCUCCUUCGGACGAAGAGACCAGAGCUCAGGCGAAGGCAGGGAGUCUGACAGAAACGUCAGCGUCUCGAGAACUCGGGGACGCCGAUCUGACGAGUGCUUCCCCGGGCGACAGAAUGGAGCCGGCCUACACGGCUGCUGCGAGGAGGACACGGAUGCGAAGGCGGUUUGGCUUCGGCCGCAGCCGAGAGUCGGUCAGCGCGAAGGGUGGGGAGUCUGCGGUGUCGGUGGCUAACCCUCCGUCGCUGGUCCAGGCGAAGCGGGACGUGGGCGAAGACCUUUCUGCUCCCCGGCGUUCAUCGCUGUCGCCCGAGUCCCUGACCUCUUCGCUGGUGUCCUCCACAGCUUCUGCCCGUUCUGAUUCUACGCGUGUGCCGAUCAUGCUCGAGUCACCAGCGGUCGACCGAGAACCGAGGCGCGCGUCGCGCCGGACCUCUGGCCGUGGGCGAGGUGACGCCGCGCGGGAAGCGAGCCAGUUAGAGGCCACCAAAGCUGCGCCGAGAAGGGCGCGGGCGUUGCGGGUGUAUCUGAAGCAGGAGGAAAAUUUAUCCACCAACCUCGGUAUUUAUUUAGGAUUCCCUUUUUACACCGGAGUUGAUGCGUCAACUGCGUCCACGGAGGAGGAGCACAGAGAACAGGCUGCGCGGCCGGCGGUGACGCAGGAGGCCACGGCGUCGCACGCAACUCGCGUGUCGCCCACCGCAGUCUCCGUGGAGAGCGAUACGGGGAGUGUUGACGCAGACUGCACUAACGGCUUGAGUGCGGAAUCAACGCCUGCGAGAAGAGCGGAGGAGACGGACCACAAAGGAGACACAGCGCCCGAGGCCUCUGCGGCGGACGAGGUUGAGAAGCUACUGGCUGAGCUGGGCUCUGUGUCGUUCCCCCAGGCGGAGGGCGCCGCCCUGGCGUUGCUGAGGGACGCCGCGGAGGCGGGCGCCUCGGAGGACGAGCAGGACUCGGAUGCGGCGGAAGGCAGCCAGAAGCGAAGGAGGCGCAAGGGCUGGAAGAACGAAGAAGAGGACGGCGAGUUCAUGCAGCUGUGGCUCGCGGUCUUUCCUCAGCUCAAGGAGCACCUGCUUGCAGACGAACGCGCCAGCUCCAACACGAAGAGGGAGCGGCAGCGGAAGGCAAAACAAGUCGUCUCUCUGUCCGUCGAGGAGUCACUCGAGCGGUCGGACUUCGAUGGGCCUUCUGAGGCUGAGGGAGACAAGCCGAGCGAGGCAGAGAGAAAGGCGAAUGUACAGAAUGACAUUUGUCUUGACCAGGGCGUAUUGGAGCCCCGGGACGAAGCUGCGGGGGAGGCGGAGGCGCCCCCCGAGCAGGAACGGAGGUUGGCUUUCUGCGGCGAGACGCGGCGAGAUACGGAGUCGGCGGAGAGUCAAACCGUACGGCAGGCGGGGUACACAGGAGCAGGGCGAGCAGCCGAGGACAGAGCCGGAAGUAAAACAGAACGGGCUCACGCCCUCACGGGAGCUGCGCAAAGCCUCCAGCCCCGGCUGCCGUCAGGGCUGAGCUUCUCCACAAUGCCCUCGCUGGCCGCGGACUCUGUGCCUCCGUCCUCACCGGCCUCGGCGUCGUCGGCUGCGUUGCUGACGAUGGGCGGCAGCAGCGCCGAUGAGCACCUGCGAGAGAGACUGGAGGAGGAAAAGCUCCUUCUUCUUCAGCAAGCAGGCAUGCUUCAGCAACAAACCGGGAACGUGACAGAACACAUGAAAGACCAGAUCAUCGCUCUUCUGCGGGCAUUUGGCGUGCCCUUUGUCUCUGCGCCCGGCGAGGCAGAAGCCACUGCAGCGUCCCUGACCGAACAGGGCUUAGCCGACGCCGUGAUAUCCGACGACAGCGACGCGCUUGUCUUCGGCGCUCGCGAGAUCUACCGGAACUUCUUUGAGAAUAAAAAGAGCGUGGAGAUGUACGAGGCUAGCUUCGUGGUCCAGAAACUGGGUCUGGAUCGACAGCAGCUCAUUCUCCUGGCGAUGCUCCUAGGGUGCGAUUACACUCUGGGCGUCAAGGGCAUAGGCAUCGUGAACGCAGUCGAGGUUCUCCGCGCCUUCCCGUCUCUCGAUGCGCUGCUCGCGUUUCGCGCGUGGGCGGAGGCGCCGUGGACCCUGGGCAUAGGGCCGACGGACUCUGCAGAGGUGAGGAAGUACAAAGAGGAGCACAAAAAUUACAGGCUGCAGUGGCUUUUCCCGCACGACUUCCCCUCGCAUGAAGUGUUUGACGCCUUCUACACGCCGCUGGUGGCCAAGUCGAAGGAACCGUUUUCCUGGGCCGUGCCGGACGUCGACGCGAUCGUCGCCAUCAUGACGCAUGCCGGCGGGCUCAGGCGCGAGGAAGUGCUUGACUGCCUUUUGCCCUCGCUGAAGCGAUACACAGAAGCGCAUGCAUUUCAGCAGCAGACGCGCCUCACUGCUUUUCUCCCUUUCGUGGACAAGAACAAGGGGCGAGCGCCAUCCGAGCGCCAACAACGAGAGGAGGACGACGCGCGUGCUCACAAUGCACUUCGAGCUGCUGCAGAGGCCGUGGAGGCCGCAGAAACCGCUGACGCGAAGCACAAGAAGGGCAGGAGAGGGAAGGGCAAGAAGGCGCGAGGCGAUGGAGAAGCUGACGCAGGCGAGGCAAGCGAGACGGAAUGCGAGCGAGAGAAUCGCCUCGAAAGUGCUGCGGUGUGGCAAACGAGAGAAGAGAGACGCGCGAGGCGAGAAGAACGCGGCGACGCCAGCCGAAAUGAGCUGAAGGACGAAGACGCCGUAGGCAUCAUUUGCAGCGAAAGGAUGCUCAGAGCACUCGCUGUCCUAGAGCGGCGCCAUAAAAAGGGGCGGCAGACUGGCGACGCUAGCAAUCAGACAGACAAGGACGAUGCCGAGGAGGAGGAACGAGGCAAGAUGGGUAGUAGUCGGCGGAGAAAACGCGGGCAGCGGGGUAAGAGAGCCAGUCACGCGGCCGAGAGAGAUGUGGAAAAGCCAUCUGAUGAUGGGGGUCAGUCUCCCGUGUCUACCAGCAGAGCAGCAAAGCGGCCGCAAGCGGGGGCUGAGCGAGCCAAUCCGAAGGCAGAGCCCCGCAAGGACUGGCGGCGAAGAAGCGGUCCGACCCAGAAGCAUCCCGACUUCGCCGGCGAUGCGGUGCUUGCUGCUGGAGAGCUAACACGCGUCGAACACGAAUAUGUCCCCGUCAAGGAGGCAAAAAGACUUCACGUUGAAGGUGAUUUCGCUCACGCGGACGCUGCUGUCACACAUGGGAGGAAGAAAGCAAGACUCGGAUCACCGGGCCUAGCUGGGAUACAGGAUGUCCAAGAGGAGGAGGCUGCGUUACUUGCCGCCAUGCGCCAGGAGCUGGACGAAGAAGAGGACCUGGAGGCUAUGGCUGCUGCGGCGGAAGCUGAGUUGGAGAACGCGCCAUGA